Penicillium expansum is the source of this 11784-nucleotide messenger RNA. Its product is annotated as Acyl transferase/acyl hydrolase/lysophospholipase. Gene Ontology annotation, biological process: fatty acid biosynthetic process; secondary metabolite biosynthetic process. NCBI's taxonomy places the organism in Eukaryota, Fungi, Ascomycota, Eurotiomycetes, Eurotiales, Aspergillaceae. Gene Ontology annotation, molecular function: phosphopantetheine binding; fatty acid synthase activity; 3-oxoacyl-[acyl-carrier-protein] synthase activity. The record is from RefSeq and is a predicted model, not a curated record. Bases 1 to 11784 code for a protein of 3927 amino acids. The transcript has 9 exons.
AUGUCAUCGCCGGACCCAAUUGCCGUCAUUGGAAGUGCUUGUCGCUUCCCGGGCGGCUCAGAUACGCCAUCAAAGCUUUGGGAACUCCUUGAAAAGCCAAGAGACCUGCUACAGAAGGUCUCUGAGAGCCGGCGCUGGCACCCCGACGCUUUUUAUCACAGUGAACCUGAACACCAUGGUACGACUGAUGUGCAGACAUCUUACUUCCUUGAUGAAGACCCUGCACACUUCGACAAUGCGUUCUUCAACAUUCAGCCGUCGGAAUGUGAGGCCGUGGACCCCCAGCAAAGGAUGCUGAUGGAGACUGUCUAUGACUCCCUCUGCUCAUCUGGCCAGACCAUCGAACGGCUUCGCGGCUCAUCCACUGGGGUUUUUGUUGGUACAAUGUGUGAUGACUGGAGCGGUAUACUGUACAAAGAUUGGGAGACUAUUCCACAGUAUAGCGCUACCGGAAUGAGCCGCAGCAUUAUGUCUAACCGCGUGUCUUACUUCUUUGACUGGCACGGCCCAUCAAUGACCCUUGAUACAGCUUGUUCCUCGAGUUUGGUCGCUGUUCACCUGGCAGUUCAAGCGUUACGCAAUGGAGAAUCUGAGAUGGCGGUGGCCGCCGGCGCCAAUCUCUUGCUUAGUCCGGGCAUGUAUAUUGCAGAGUCAAAUCUUCACAUGUUGUCUCCUAGCGGCACGUCAAAGAUGUGGGAUAAAGAUGUCGACGGAUACGCUCGAGGAGAAGGAAUCGCCUGCGUCGUCCUGAAGCCCCUGAGUGCGGCACUUCGGGACGGGGAUCACAUCGAAUGUCUCAUUCGUGGUACUGGAGUCAACCAGGAUGGGAAGACCAGGGGUUUGACUAUGCCGAGUGCGACAGCGCAGGCUACCCUCAUUCGUGAAACCUACGCCCGAGCUGGCCUAGACAUUGACAAGCCAGAAGACCGCCCCCAAUUCUUUCAUGCGCAUGGGACAGGAACUCCCGCAGGAGACCCCCAAGAAGCUGAGGCAAUAUCUGAGGCAUUCUAUGGGAAUGGAGCGUCGGAUAAAUUGUAUGUUGGAUCCAUCAAAACCAUCAUUGGUCACACGGAGGGUACCGCAGGACUGGCGAGUCUGAUAGGGACAUCGCUGGCACUUCAGCACGGAGUCAUCCCGCCCAAUAUGCACUUCAACGAGCUUAACCCUAGGAUAGCUCCUUUUUAUGGAAACUUGGAGGUUCCCACUUCGGCGCAACCCUGGCCACAACUUCAGCCAGGUCAAACCAGACGAGCAAGUGUGAACAGUUUUGGAUUUGGUGGCACCAAUGCUCACGCAAUUAUUGAAGCUUAUGAGAAACCUGUUGUAUCACCGUCUGUUGGCACGCUCUUCUCUCCCUUGACCAUAUCAGCUGCUACCGAAAAGUCACUGCGGGCUGUACUAUCGUCUUACGUUGACUAUCUGGAAGACAAUCCGCAAGUGUCUCUCCGUGACGUUGCCUACACAGUCCAGGAAAGGCGCUCUACUCUCGCGUUCCGUGCUGCCAUUGUUGCCUCUAGCGGCGCAGAGGCCGUGGAAAAGAUUGAGAGCCUUCUUAACAGCGAAGAUGCGCCAGAGCUGAAUACAAAGCACUUUGCAGUCGGGUCCCCUCGCAUAUUGGGAGUUUUCACGGGACAAGGCGCCCAGUGGCCCCGCAUGGGUGCUAAGCUAGUUGAGACCUCACCAUUUGUCGCGAAGCGGCUGGAAGAGCUUGAUGCAGCGCUCGCAUCCUUGGAGAAGAACCUCCGGCCAGAGUGGACUCUUAGGGAACAGAUCCUCGCAGAUGCAACAACGUCGAGAGUUGCUGAGGCCGCCAUAUCGCAACCUCUUUGUACGGCUGUGCAGAUUUUGCUCGUUGACCUGCUCAGGGUAGCGGGUAUCAAACUCGACGCGGUCGUUGGUCAUUCCUCAGGUGAAAUCGGAGCGGCUUAUGCAGCAGGAUUGUUGUCAGCCACUAGUGCCAUCCAAAUCGCUUACCUGCGCGGCUUUUAUGCUCGGCUUGCCGGGUCAUGGAGUGGUGCCAAAGGAGCUAUGCUGGCUGUCGGAACAACGGUCGAAGAUGCCUCGGAAUUUUGUGAGCUGGAGGACUUCCAAGGCAGGAUUCAAGUUGCCGCCGUUAAUUCUCCCUCGAGUAUUACACUCUCUGGCGACGAAGACGCUGUGGCAGCAGCCAUUGAGAUCUUUAAGGAUGAAGGCAAGUUCGCUCGCCAGCUUCAGGUCGAUACCGCCUAUCAUUCAGCACACAUGAUACCAUGCUCGAAACCGUACCUCGCAUCCCUAGAAUCCCUGGGCGAUGUAAGUACCACGGGUACAAGCACUGAAGGCAAGCCCGUGUGGUAUUCGAGUGUCCUGGGAGGAAAGAUCAUGACACAAGACGAUUUAGAUGCGCAGUAUUGGGUAUCCAACAUGAAAAAUACUGUGCUCUUCGCCCCGGCAGUCGAAGCUGCAGCCGCUCAAAGUGGGUCGUUCAGCUUGGCACUAGAGCUCGGACCACACGCGGCGUUGAAAGGUCCGUGUCUGGACACUCUCGCAGAGGCUCUAGGAGACCGAAUUCCCUAUUCUGGAGUCCUCUCCCGAAACAAGAAUGACAUUUCCGAGUUUUCGACAGCCCUGGGCUUUGUGUGGUCGCAUCUUGGUGCGGGAUCCGUCUCUUUCGAUGCAUUUGAGAAGUCAGUGUCUGGUGGUGCUGUGGGGCGCCACAUAGUUGCCGAUCUCCCAAAGUACAAAUUUGAUCACUCAAAGACAUUCUGGACUCUUUCCAGAGCUGGGGGCGCUCAAUUGAUCAAUCCUCACCCUCCGCAUCGGAUACUUGGCAAGCGUUGCGUCGAUCGGGAAACUCCCCACGACAUCCAAUGGCGCAACAUCCUGACCCCCAGGGAAAUUCCUUGGCUAAAAGGUCACAGAAUCCAGGGUGGCAUUGUUUUCCCAGCAGCAGGCUUUGUGGCGAUGGCUAUCGAGUCCACAAACGCCCUCGCCGGUAAGUCGAGGAUUAGCCUGAUCAGGAUCGAGAAUCUUGUCAUUGGUCGAGCCAUUGCUUUCAACGACGAAACCUCAUCGGUUGAGUCCCUGUUCAGUAUCAGGAUAAUACCGUCUGGAGAAGGUAUCAUUAAGGCAAAAUUUACUUGCCAUUCUGGUGCUUCUCACGAACCCGGAACUUCUAUGGGGCUCAAUGCCGAGGGAGUGGUGACUGUGACGCUGGCGGAGCCAGAUGCCGACACAAUUCCCUUCUUCGAACCUGAGGACUUCAACAUGACAGAAAUUAAGCCUGAACGGUUCUAUGACCAGUUUGAAAGGCUGGAGUAUGAGUAUUCGCCACCUUUCCGCGGUAUGCUCUCGAUUCAGCGCAAGAAGUCUCAUGCAAAGGGAAUUAUUGAGGAUCAGUCUGGAUCAGAGUGGGAGGAUCAACUCCUCAUUCAUCCAGGCAUGCUUGACACUGCCUUCCAGUCUUCUUCGGCAGCCUUCAGCUGCCCUGGAGAUGGAAUGAUGUGGGGUCUCUAUAUUCCUGCUGGCAUAGAGUCAAUCAUCAUUAACCCUUUCUUCACGUCCGGUGGCGCGGGCAAACAGCAAACUUUGCCUUGGGAAUCAAUUGCCCGAAGCAUGAAAAACGCUCGUAGUACCAUGGACAUUAAUAUUUUCUCUCAAGACCACUGCCAUACCUUCAUACAGGUUGAAGGCCUUGAAUUGAUGCCAUUCACAGCUAGUCGACCCGAGGAUGAUGCCGUGAUCUUCUCUAAACUUGAAUACAAUAUUGAUCGACCCAGCGGUGGUGCUGCUGUCAUCGAUGACGGAUUUACGACAGAAGCCCUGGAAAACGCAAUAAAGGGAGAGCGUGUGUCUUUCUACUACUUGCGCCGGCUGGUUGAGACCAUCACAUCAGAGGAAAAGGCCGUCGCUCUACCGUAUCACCAGCAUUUACUGAACUGGUCUAAUCACGUUGUUGAUGGUGUCAAGAGUGGCAAGAACCCUUUCGUGCCGUCAAGCUGGCAGCUAGACACAGAGGAACAGAUCAGAGCUAUCUGGGAUGAGUAUGGUGAUCGAGUUGAUGUGCGUCUUAUCGAAUCCGUGGGUAAAAAUCUCCCAGGCGUUAUCCGCACCAGAACCAGUAUUCUUGAGCAUAUGGAAGGACUGUUUGAAUUCUACGACCAAGGUCUAGGUCUCGACAUGGCAAAUCGCCACCUAGCGCGCAUGGUCUCUCAUAUUGGCCAUCGCUACCCACAAAUGAAGAUCCUCGAAGUUGGGGACAUGUUUUCCAGCUAUACCUAUACCGACAUAUCGAGCGGUUUCUUUGAAGCUGCCCAGAAACGCUUCAAGGAUUUUGAAAGCCGUAUGGUAUACAAGACAUUCGACAUGGAGCGGUCCCCGAUAUCUCAAGGUUUCAUCGAAGGGUCAUACGAUGUCAUCCUAGCUUCUAAUGUUCUUCAUGCAACAGACAAGCUAGAGGAGAUGAUGACCCAUGUCCGCCAGCUCCUCAAGCCUGGUGGCUAUCUUGUUUGCCUAGAGCUGACAAGCAAUGAUACCAUUCGUGUUGGCCUACCCAUGGGGAGUUUGCCCGGAUGGUGGGUAGGAGCAGAGAACGGGCGACCGUGGGGACCAACAGUAACAUUACCACAAUGGGAUACUUUGCUACGCAAGUGCGGCUUUGGAGGAAUUGACACGAGCACACCCUUGCUACACAAGCUUCAUGUUUCUACGGUAUUUGCAGCACAGGCCGUUGAUGACCGUAUAAAAAUGCUUCGAUCCCCCUUGUCGUCAAUUAAUGCUCUUCCAUCUACCGAUGCGCCACGCCUUGUGGUCGUUGGAGGCAAAGAGCUCAUAACCCACCGCAUCGCAGAGCGGGUGGUGGAUCUUCUAACUCCUAGAUUCAGUGAAGUUUUGCGCGCCACCUCCGUCGAAGAACUGGACUUGGAGGUGCUCCAGUAUUCGAGCACUUUACUGUCGCUCACGGAGCUUGACGAGCCUCUCUUCAAACAAUUCACGCCAACCAAGCUUGAUGCGCUCAAGACUCUCUGGCGCCAAGCAGGAAAGGUUCUUUGGGCUACUCGAGGUGCAAGGGCGGAUGAGCCAUUCUCAGCCAUGAUGCUUGGCCUUGGAAGGGCCAUGACUCACGAAUAUCCAAAUAUGUCGUUGCAAAUACUCGACCUCGAUAAAUUUGACGACGAAGAAAAGACUGCCCAGCUGCUAGCCGGAGACAUUCUGCGCUUGGAAGUGUUGAAGAAAUGGCAGUAUGAAGCUCAAGGUGAAGUGGACUUUCUCUGGUCCUUCGAGCCCGAGGUGUGCUACGAGGCCGACUCUAUAUUCAUCCCCCGGCUCUACAAGUGCUCGCCUGCCAACGAGCGAUACAACAGUGCUCGGCGCUCAGUCACUCGAAAUAUCAGUCUCCAAGAACCUUUGACAUUUGUCAGCGAGGGCUCGUCAUAUGAGGUUCAACAGCCCUCACCCCUCCGCGUCACGACCAUCCCGUUUGAGCUUGCCGAGACAACAAUCAUUCAAAUCUCCCAUUUCCUCUUCCAGACCAUCCAAAUUUGCUCUUUCGGUAGACUAAUGCUCUGUGCUGGCACUGACCAAUCUACCGGAAAACAAUUGCUUGCCCUGUCGCACUCAACAGAGGCUCGACCAACGGUCCUGGCAGACUGGACAUUGCCCCUCUCCAUCCAAUCUCCCGAUCUACCUAAAACUUUAGCCGAUGUCGCUUCUCAUCUGACCGCGAUCAAUAUAUUCAAGUUGGCCCAUGAGGGAAGUAGAAUUGUUGUUCACGAGCCUGGUGAGCUAAUUGGCGCAGCCUUGACGCAGCAUGCUCAGAAAUCCUCAAUCCAAGUCGUGAUAACUACAUCAGUUAAGGACCACUUCCGUGAUGGCUGGCUUUACCUCCCCGACAACCUUCCUCGUCGACUUAUCAAGAAAGCUUUGCCGGCUUCUAUCUCGUUGUUUGUCGACUUUUCCAAAUCUCCUGGGUCCAUAAAGGCUGGCCAGCAUAUUGGAAAUUGCAUUCCUGAACUUUCCGCAAGGUAUCGCUCCGAAGAUUUCUACGGCAUGACAACUGAGGUUCGGUCUGGAUCAUCUUCCAGGCAAAUUGCAGAGGUAUUCAAAGCGGCGUUUAGCGCAGCUUGUGAGAGCCCGAAUAAAGCUGGAAAUCAUACUUCGAUCAGGAUCCAGGAUAUUGCAGCGUUUUCAGUGCCUGACACGCCUUUGGCAGUCGUCGAGUGCUUGGAACCUGACACGUCUAUCCCCGCCAAAGUCCAAGCAAUUGACUCAGGAGUUAUAUUCCAACCCGACAAGACUUAUUUCCUAGUCGGUAUGUCAGGACAGGUUGGGCAAUCCCUUUGCCAGUGGAUGGUGGAACAUGGCGCUAGGUUUGUUGUCUUGACAAGCCGUUCGCCAAAAGUGCACCCCAAGUUCAUCACGUCAAUGGAGCACAUGGGUGCUAUUAUCAAAGUAUACCCUCUAGAUAUUACUAGCCGGGAGUCCCUUGAUGAGUGUUACAAGGAUAUCUCACAGACAAUGCCUCCAAUUGCAGGCGUAGCCCAAGGAGCGAUGGUGCUGAGGGACUCUAUGUUUGACGGGCUGACCUUCGAGAAUAUGACCGCUGUCCUGGAGCCGAAGGUCACUGGUACCCAGCUCCUGGACGAUCUCUUUUACGAUACUCCCCUGGACUUCUUUAUCGUCAUGUCAUCUUUGACUUCCGUUGUCGGAAAUAGUGGUCAGAGCAACUACACAGCGGCUAAUAUGUUCAUGGUGGCGCUCGCUGAGCAACGCCGAAGACGGGGGGUUGCUGGCUCCGCCAUCGCUAUUAGCUCCCUCAUCGGCAUCGGCUACAUCGAGCGAUCGUCAAACUUUGAUGCCGAAUACUUCGAGAAGAUUGGGUACAGGAACAUAUCCGAGCCAGACCUGCAUCAGCUCUUCGCCGAGGCUAUCCUUGUCGGUCAACCAGGCUGUCGCGAGAGCUCGGAGAUUACAACUGGUCUAGAGCCAUUUUAUCCCGAGAGAAAUGCUAAGGCACAGUUCUUCGAAGACAUCCGGUUCAAUCACUUCAUUCUCGAACAUCAGGUUACCCAGAAUUUCGACGGUAAAAGCUCAGCAAUGCCUGUUCGAGUACAGCUUGCUCAGGCCAAAACAAAGGAUGAUGCUGUCACUAUUAUCAAAGAGGGCUUCCUCGCGCGAUUAAGGCGUACCUUGAUGAUAUCCGAAGAUGAAACUGUCAAUGAGAAGGCAUCUCUCGUGGAACAGGGGAUUGACUCACUCAUGGCAGUUGAAGUACGCUCGUGGUUCUUGAAAGAACUUGAAGUCGACAUACCGGUUCUCAAGAUUUUGGGUGGAAGCUCUAUCACGGACCUUCUUGCUGAGUCCAUGGAACGCGUGCCAAAAACAGUAGUAGAUCUCAAUUCGCUCUCUAACAUGAAGGCUGUGGCCCCUAUCAGGUCUUCUUCCGAGUCCCAGAGUAUACAGGAGGCAAAAUCAGGGACGAGCACACCGCCAGUGAUUGGAACGCCAAUGUCAGACAUUCCAGAGUUGGUAGUGCAUGCGAAGGCGGUGGAUGACAUCAAAGUCCUACAGGAAGCUAAAGAAGAGAGCUUUCAGAUGUCUUAUGGCCAAGAUCGAUUCUGGUUUUUGAGUGACUAUCUCGAAGACAAGACGAGCUUUAAUAUGACGGUUAUGUUCAAACUAACCGGUAAGAUCCAGGUAAAUCGUCUCGAACAGGCUGUUCGAACAGUUGCUCAACGUCACGACGCGUUAAGGACCAGGUUCUAUUGGUCCGGAGAGGGUGACAUACGCACACCAAUGCAAGGCAUUGUCUCUCAGUCGUCUAUUCACCUAGAGCACGUUAAGCUUGAAUCAGAGGUGGAUUCGAAGGAGGAACUACGCAAGAUGCAUGAAUACGUCUGGGAUAUGAACUCGUGGGAGGCGGCAAGAAUGGUUCUCCCCACCGUUGACGAUAACACGCACUACUUCAUGGUUAGCGGUCAUCACAUAUCAUGGGAUGGUUACAGCUUUACUGUUCUGUUUGUCGACCUCGAUUCAGCUUACAGCGGACGGCCGUUAGCACCGCUGGGCCCCGAUUGCCAGUAUCCAGCCUUCUCCUUGUGGCAGAGAGAGACCUAUCAGACCGGUGCCAUGAAACAGGCGAUUGACAACUACUACCGUCCUAUGAUUGACCCUCACGCCAAGGCGAUUCCUCUGUUCCCCUUUGCCAAGUCUCCGAGGCGGCCACUACUCGACCACUUUGAGCAGUUUGAGGCCAAGGCCACGCUUGAGCCUGCUCUUGUAUCAAAGCUCAAGAAGGUCUCCCGGAAGAAUAACGCAACCAUGUUUCACCUCUAUCUCGCUGCUCUCCAAGCGCUCGUCUUCAGUCUGCUCCCCGAGGAGCAGGAGUUCUAUCUUGGACUUGCAGAUGCCAAUCGUAUAGACAAGAGGUUUAUGGGAAGUCUUGGCUUUUUCCUCAACCUCUUGCCGGUGCGCUUUGAUAGAAGUGCUCCGGGAACAAAAGUCAGUGAAAUCAUCAAGGACACGCGUAACAAGGCAUAUAAGGCACUCGAAAACUCAUCGGUGCCCUGGAACGUACUUCUGCAUGAGCUGAAGAUUCCGCGUACAAACACCGAGGCCCCCAUCUUUCAGUUGUUUGUCGACUACCGUCAAAUUGCUCGAGACAGGACGCAGUGGUGUGGGUGCGAUCUGAGUGAUGAGGAUUGGCUGAACGCGCGAAAUGGCUAUGACUUGACGCUUGGUAUUACUGAUAAUCCCACUGGUGAAUCCUUGCUGUCACUGCGCUUGCAGAAGAAGUUGUACUCGGAGAGCAGUACCGAACUUUUACUCCGAUCAUACGUGACUGUGCUGAAAUCGUUCGCCAGUGGCGUGGAUCUUGAUGUGUGCGAGCUGCCACUAUGGGCCCCCAGUGAUGUUGAAGCGGCGUUAAAAGUUGGAAGAGGCCCGACUCUUCAACUCGAAUGGCCGGCGACCGUUUCUCAACGCAUCGAUCAGAUGAUCGAAGAGCAUACAGCGCAUCUGGCAUUGAAAGAUGGCCUUGGCAACCAAUUUACAUACGGCCAAAUGAGAGACCGUAUCACUGCAAUCGCAGCGGCUCUUUUAGCUGCUGAGGUUACUGAAGGUUCUCCAAUCGGCAUCUUCCAGAACCCAUCUGCCGACUGGAUCUGUUCAAUGCUCGCGAUCCUGCAGGUUGGAGCUACGUAUGUGCCUUUGGAUCCUCGCAACUCGAUGAGCCGUAUUGUUAGCAUUGUCGAAGCAGUGAACCCGGUAGUUAUCUUAACGGAUCGUUUCAAUGUUUCCACGGUUCCGCAGAUCAAGGCUAGCAAGGCAGUUGACAUCGUCGUGUCUGACAUUCCCACGUCAGCAUCAACGCCUAACUCACCGAACAGAGCCAAGCCAGAGUCUCGUGCAGUUAUUCUCUUCACAAGCGGCACUACGGGGAGGCCCAAGGGGGUCGUUUUAACCCAUGCGAAUCUACGAGCACAGUGUGAGGGCUACUCACGCAUGGUCAAUCUACCGUCAAUGGUGUCUGUAGUUCUUCAGCAAACGAUCUACAACUUUGACAUCUCUCUUGACCAGAUAUUUGCCGCCCUUGCUGAGGGCGGCUGCCUCUACAUCGUGCCUGCCGAGAAAAGAGGGGACCCGCAGGCCAUUACAGAGAUUAUGGCAGAGGAGGGCGUAACGUACACAGUCGCUACGCCUUCAGAGUACGAGACCUGGUUCCGAUACGCUCCCGAAAAUUUGGCGAACUGCAAGUCAUGGGGGUAUGCAUUUGGCGGGGGAGAGCACCUGCAUAAAGGCCUUAUCGACGAGUUUGCGAAGCUCGCAGCCUGGCAGAUUCCUGGGCUGAGACUCUUUAACAACUAUGGCCCCACUGAAGCCUCGCUUGCCAUCACGAAGGGUGAAGUUGAACAUAGUAGUCCUAAUCUAGAGGACCACGUUCCCGCGGGCUGGAUCAUCCCGAACUACGCGGUUGCCGUGGUGGAUGACAAGCUAAACCCUGUGCCAUUUGAGACAUCGGGUGAGAUUGUCGCCGGCGGUCCUGGUAUUGCUCCCGGAUACCUGGAGCAAAUCCAUCUGACCCACGAAAAGUUCAUCCCUGGUGACAGAAUCCACCUACUUGCCACGGCGAGCAGCAAUAUAUGGUACCGUACUGGAGACCGUGGCCGACUGCGCCAGGAUGGGGCGCUGUACGUCGACGGUCGUAUCCUGGGCGACUCCCAGUUCAAGAUCCGCGGAUUCCGUGUCGAAUUGCAGGAGAUAGAGGCUGUUAUUCUGAAAGCCUCAAAAGGCGCAUUGUCCCAUGCUAUUGUUAGCGCAAGGGGAAGUGGAGAAGACCGCUUCUUGGCUGCUCAUGUUGUGUUCACGUCCGAUUACCCUCAACACCGCCGCGAAGUCAUACUUCAACAUCUCGAGUCCAAACUUCCCCUGCCUUCGUAUAUGCAGCCGACUGUUUUCGUACCCCUCGCCAGAAUCCCUGUAACCAACAACUUCAAAUUGCACCGCGACGCUAUCCAAGAAUUGCCCCUGCCAGAAUCCGACGGCCGUGAAGAGAACCUAGCCGACCUGGAGACAAAGGUAGCACAAUUGUGGAGGGACAUCAUUCCGCACGGUGUGCGCUCGCUGACGGCUGAGACCGACUUCUUUAACGUCGGUGGAAACUCUAUUCUGCUCGUGAAGCUAAAGGCUGCAAUCCGGCGCGAGCUGCAGGUGUCACCGCCAUUGAUUGAUUUGAUGAACUCCAGCACAUUGGAGGGCAUGGCGCGCCACGUCAGAGCUUCUACGGCUGCCAAACGGUAUGGAAUCGACUGGGAGGCGGAGACCAGUGUCCCAGAAGAAUUGCGCCAACUCGCGCGAGAGAACCUACCACAAAAGGAUAACAAAACCGAGAAUCUCAGGAUUCUUUUGACAGGGGCAACGGGCUAUCUCGGCGGCCACAUUCUAGCACGCCUCAUUGAGGCGCCAGAGGUUAGCGAAAUUCAUUGUCUUGUCCGAAAGGAGAGUCUCCAGAUGAUCAGCCACAGCAGCCCCAAGGUCCGUCCCAUCACUGCAGACCUCACCCAGCCGCGACUAGGCCUCACAGAUGCGGAAUUUGUCUCCAUAGCAGAGCACACCGAUGUUAUUGUUAAUUUUGCUGCUAAUCGCUCCUUCUGGGAUGGGUACGAGACGUUGAGAAAUGUUAACUUUGAGGCCGUCAAGGCGCUUGUCGCACUAUCUGUGCGAGCUGGUGGGGCGCCACUACAUACUAUGUCAUCCGGCGCCGUUCACUUUUAUGGCGACAGCGAACCGCCAGUGGAUGGAAGUGAUGGCUACGUGGCUAGCAAGUGGUCGACAGAGCGAUUCCUGGCAAAGGCGUCCAGUGAACUUGGCACAAGGGUGUUUAUAUACCGACCUGUUGCUGCUUCUAUGGAAGAGAAAGAAGCCAAGGAUGUCGAUGUUGACAAGGAAGCCAUCCAAACCGAUCUUACAAAUAUUCUCCGUAUGCUCGGCAAGAGGCCAGACUUUCUCGCCGUUAGCGGCUACGUCGAUGUGAUACCCGUUAAAGACCUUGUGGAGGACAUGGCUAAGUCUAUCGUGGGAGGGGAAGACAGCGAUGGUGUGCACAUGACAGAGCACAAGGGCCAAUUUCGGCUGCGCAUUCAGGACUUUGCGCAGCUCAUAGAGAGGGAAGACCAGCUUAAAGCACUGCCGACGAUGAAUCCGCUGUUCUGGUUUGCGGAUGCGAAGAAGGCAAGGUUCGCGCAGCUGAUCACGGCGCAGAGGUUGGUGAUGGGACACGGAAAGGAAGAGGUAGUCAGUCGACGAUGA